Messenger RNA from Pseudogymnoascus verrucosus, 1016 nucleotides. RefSeq lists its product as uncharacterized. Gene Ontology annotation, cellular component: mitochondrial large ribosomal subunit; ribosome. The record is from RefSeq and is a predicted model, not a curated record. Lineage: Eukaryota; Fungi; Ascomycota; Leotiomycetes; Thelebolales; Thelebolaceae. Gene Ontology annotation, biological process: translation. Gene Ontology annotation, molecular function: structural constituent of ribosome. Bases 50 to 475 code for a protein of 141 amino acids. The transcript is spliced from 2 exons.
CAAGCCAAACGUCUCGCUGCGUCUGCGCAACAACACGUCACUUGACACCAUGCUGUCCCUACGCUGUUCACGAGGCGUUACUGCGGCUUUGAAGCCGGUUAUGCAGGCGAAGGCUGUUAAAUCCGUGGCUCCUCAAGCUUCGAGAACCUUCAGCAUCCUCACCCCCCUCCGCCCCUCCCUGCAACCCCGCGCCCUCGCCCGCGCGCCUACCUCCGUCUCCUCCUCCGCCGCCAUCGACACCACCACAACCACCACCAGCGCGUCCAGCAGCGAGAUCCUCGACCUCCUUCCGAAAAUCAGCACGCACCCCUCUCUAGCGGGUAUUCAAGUGCGUUGCGGGCCGAGGAAUACGUUUAGUCCGUCGCAUUUUGUGAGGAAGAGGAGGCAUGGGUUUUUGUCGAGGGUGAGGACGAGGAAGGGGAGGGCGACGCUGCAGAGGAGGAAGAGUAAGAAUAGGAGUACUUUGAGUCAUUAGAGGAGGGGAGGGGAAGGGAUAUUGAAGGAAGAGGGGAGGGGUGGAGUGGAUAAAAGUGUUGGGGGAAAGGGAGGGAGAAGGAAAAGGUGGUGGUGGUUGUACGAUUUUUUGGAGGGUGUGUAGUGUAUGUGUAUACUUAUGGGUUGGGGCAUAGAUAUUGGGAAACAAAACAGAAUGAAGGAACAAUAUACUCUCAACGAGCAUGUUUCCUACAGUUAUAUCCCUUGUCACUGAACUGUGAGAUGUCGUCCAGAAGAGCAGUAGCAAACUGGCCAAGAACGAGGUGUACCGGGUCUUACGGUGGGAUAUUGGAGCAUAGAUUGGGAAACAAAAGAGAAUGUGGAACAAUAUCCUGCCAAUGAGCAUAUUUGCAGCUUCUCUCUUCCACUGCUCAGUCAAUUGCAAGAUGUCGUCUAGAAGUUAAGCAGCACAUUGGCCAAGGACGAAGUGUACGAGAUCUUGCGGUGGGAUAUUGAGGGUAUAUGUAUUGGGAAACAACAGAGAAGGAAGGGAAAAUACACUGUCAAUGAGCAUAUUUCCA